GACAAAAACCCAAAGAAAUUCUCAUUCACUGGUCUUAAAUUACACAAUUCUUAGUAUCCGAUCUCCUGUCGCUUCUUGGUCCCUUCGCCUUCGAUGCUAAUUUGGUCCCCAUUUUUCGGUUCUCCCACCGAUCAGUUUUCCAGCCCAAGUGUCUCCAGCCACACUGGGAGGUGAUGUUGGUUAAUGCUCUCUGAUGGUCGCUUAUCACCUCUGUAUCUUCCGGCUACUUCCAACCUGUGGAUGUUCAGAUCAUCUGCAACAGAGCCUUUCGAAGAGAAAUUUGGAUUCCCCUCCCCCUGGGCAAAGGAGAACAAACCCCUGGCCAAAGUCUCAUUUAAAAAAUUUUAAUUUGUAUCAUUUCCAACAUCCCCCACCGCCCUCAAGUCCCCUCGAAGUCCUCAGGGUCCCAAGUCCCUUUAAGUUCCCAGGGCAGCUCUGGGGACUGCGUGGGGUGGGGGUCCCGGGGGCCGUGCCCCCCUCCCUCUGCGGGGCGGUGCGGGGCCGGUCCCCCGCCCUGAGCGCGCUCCGUUCCCGUUCCAGGCGUUCAUUCCCGGUCAUGGAGCCCAGGCAGGCGGACGUGUCCAUCCCACUGCAGUCCUCCGGGUGGGGGGCGGCCGCCCCCGGGUCCCGGUCCGACCCGCCGCCCCGGGACUACGUGCUCUGGUCGGUGUUGAACGUGCUGCUGUGGUGCGCGGUGGGCGGGCUGGGCUGCCUCGGCUUCCCCCCGCUCGUCUACUCCAUCAAGGCCCGUGACUGCAAGCUGGUGGGCGACCUGGAGGGCGCCCGACGCCACAGCGACCGCGCCAAGGUGGCCAACAUCGUCUGCUCCGUGGUGGUCGCCGUCGUCGGGCUGAUCGUCAUCAUCAUCACGGCCAUCAUCAUCUCCACGCUCAGAGCCGCCUGACCACCGCCUGGCCCCACCCGCGGGGUGCUUCCCCUCCCUCCUGCCUCCAAAAUGUGCCCGCUCGGGGCGCGGGGGCGAAGGGAGUGCCCCCCGGUCCCCGGCUGCCCACAGCGCGGUGUCCCCGCUCAGGCUGGGGCGGGGGGGACAGCCACCUCCCUUUGCUCUCGUCACGCGCGUCCUGGCACCUGUGACACACCUGUCGCUCACCGAUGCCACCAAUAAAGUUCCUCCCGCCAAACCCCCUCGUUGUCACCUCAUUCACCGCGGGGAGUCCUCGGGCAUCUUUCGUUUGUCCUCCCCCUCCCGCUCCUCUUCCUGCCUCCAUCCUGCCGCUUCCAG
This is a messenger RNA of Catharus ustulatus (Swainson's thrush), 1243 nucleotides long. RefSeq lists its product as uncharacterized. The record is from RefSeq and is a predicted model, not a curated record. NCBI's taxonomy places the organism in Eukaryota, Metazoa, Chordata, Aves, Passeriformes, Turdidae. Gene Ontology annotation, biological process: defense response to virus; negative regulation of viral genome replication; response to type II interferon. Bases 194 to 904 code for a protein of 236 amino acids. The transcript is spliced from 2 exons. Gene Ontology annotation, cellular component: plasma membrane.